Messenger RNA from Loxodonta africana (African savanna elephant), 1091 nucleotides. RefSeq names its product heat shock factor-binding protein 1-like. NCBI's taxonomy places the organism in Eukaryota, Metazoa, Chordata, Mammalia, Proboscidea, Elephantidae. Gene Ontology annotation, molecular function: transcription corepressor activity. Gene Ontology annotation, biological process: cellular heat acclimation. Gene Ontology annotation, cellular component: cytosol; nucleus. The transcript has a single exon. Bases 324 to 548 code for a protein of 74 amino acids. The record is from RefSeq and is a predicted model, not a curated record.
CAUGGUUAGGAUUUUGGGGCUUGAGAAUUCUAGAAACAUGUUUUGGGUUUAACUCUUUAUAUUGGUGCUAUCUGGAUCAGGGUUUUUGAAUCUUCUGGAAACGUCCAGGGAAAUUUGAUCCAGGAGCUUAUUCUAAAUAUUACUAUUCAAAGAAGUCCUUGAAAUGUGAAAUAUAACUCUGUAAUAAAAAGUAAAUUACUCAUUAGAAAAGAUUCUGAAUUAAUGAACAAAGAAGUCAGGCAAUGGAUCUUAUUAGAUGUAUGUAUGGCAGGAUUUCCUCUCAUUAACCUAUUUGUUUAAAACUGAAACUAGGAACCAAGGAGAUGGCUGAGACCAACCCCAAGACUGUGCAGGAUCUCACAUCAGUGGCCCACACAUUAUUGCAACAGAUGCAAGUUAAAUUUAAGACUAACCAGAUCACUGGAACAACUGAUGACAUGUGUAGUCGCAUUGAUGAUCUAGAGAAAAACAUGGCAGACCUCAUGACAUGGGCUGGGGAGGAAGAACUGGAAGGUGAAAAUAAGAUACCUGACACACAAAAGAGUUGAAGGUUGCUAAUAAUUUAUGAUGAGAUUUGGAACACCAUUUUUACAAGCCAAGAAAAGGCCAAAUGGCUUUUUGCAAUCAUUACGUGUAGAUAGGUUUUAUAUCAUAAAGUGUGUGGCUAUAGUAUUGCAUCAAUCCAUCUCAUUGAGGGUUUCCCUCGUUUUCUCUGGUCCUCUACUUUACCAAACAUGAUGUCCUUUUCUAGCGACUGGUAUUUCCUGAUGAUAUGUCCAAAGUAAGUGAGCUAAAGUCUUGCCAUCCUCACUUCUAACACACAUUCUGGUUGUAUUUCUUCUAAGACUAUUUGUUCAUUCUUCUGGAAGUCCACACCAUACUCAAGGCUCUUUGCCAACACCACAAUCUGAAUGCACCCGUUUUUCUUCUGUCUUCCUUGUUCAUUGUCCACCUUUCACAAGCGUAUGAAGUGGCUGCAGAUACCGCGGCUUGGGUCACUCCAGAAUAGUAGACAAGUCUCCCUCCAUCCUCAGUUUAGGGGAUUCGAAUAAGUUUUAUUACAACAAAUGAGUGCUAGUCUGCCAAGCAGC